UUAUCCGUUCCAUCAAAAUACCGACUUCUUUUAUUUAUGCGGUUUUAAUGAACCAGACGCGGCUAUAGUUUUGGAAUAAUACUCGAAAGGGAUAUAAAAUGACAAUGUUUGUGCCGCCAAAAAAUACAAGUGUUGAAAUGUGGGAUGGUUCUAGAACUGGAGUAUUGGGUGCAGUAGAAAUAUUUGGCGCAGACGAGGCUAUAGAAUCGACAAGAUUCAACUCAAAAAUCAAGGAAAUCGUAAAAAAUUACAAAGAUAUAUACAUAGAUCUCCCUGCAAAAACAAAUAUUCUUUCAAGUGAUAGUAUUUAUAAAAGUACCAGCCGAGCUUAUGUAAAACCGUUAAGUCGUAUAAUUCAGGAAUUGAGACUUAUUAAAAGUGAUAGUGAAAUUGCGUUAAUGAAAGUGGCCGGACAAAUCACUGGUAAAGCAUUCAUUGAGACAAUUAAGUUUACAAACCUCGGAUUUACUGAACAUGACUUAUAUGCAAAAGUAGAUUUUGAAUGCCGGAUUCGUGGGGCGCAGUAUCUUGCAUAUGUACCAGUGGUGGCAGGAGGAAUUAAUGCUUUAACAUUGCACUAUGUAAGGAACGAUAUGCCAUUACAAAAUGGUGACUUGGUAUUAGUAGACGCGGGUAGUGAAUACCAUGGUUAUGCUAGUGAUAUUACGCGAACCUGGCCAAUAAAUGGUAAAUUUUCGCCAGCUCAACGUGAUCUUUAUGAGGUGGUGUUAAAUGCCAACAGACAAUGCAUCAAGCUUUGUACUGAAAAAAAAAAUAUUUCACUCAAUAAAAUACAUGAAAAAUCUGUUCAAUUUAUAAAAGAGGGAUUGUCAAGUCUUGGAUUUGAUCUUGUUGAAGGAGACGUGGACCGAGUAUUAUAUCCUCAUCACGUUGGACAUUAUCUUGGAUUAGAUGUUCAUGAUACGCAUGACCUAGAACGUUCACGAAUUCUAAAAAGUGGAAUGGUGAUAACAAUAGAACCAGGCGUUUAUAUUCCUCCUAAUGAUGCUUAUCCAAAACACUUUCAUGGCAUGGGAAUUCGUAUAGAAGAUGAUGUAUUAGUUGGUGAAACUGAUCCAUACGUAUUAAGUUCAAUUGCACCAAAAGAAAUUGUUGAUAUUGAAUAUUGUAUGGAAAAUUAAAUUAGAAUGAAAUCAUUAA
Molecule: messenger RNA, 1161 nt
Organism: Rhizophagus irregularis DAOM 181602=DAOM 197198
Lineage: Eukaryota; Fungi; Glomeromycota; Glomeromycetes; Glomerales; Glomeraceae
Source: RefSeq, a predicted model, not a curated record